AUGCAGCUCGUGGAGAUUGAUGAUGGCGAGACAGAGGACAUGUUCUAUUCUUUGAACACGGCAUGGCAGUUGGAGGCUCUCUCUGAGGACGACCAACACUUGUACGAAUUUGGUUCGGCAUCUCAUGGCGCACUCGGCCUCCCCAAUGCUUUCCACAGGCCUGCCCAGACUAACAAAGCUCAUCACCUCGCCUCUCUCGGCCAUACAUCGGCUUUCGCAGGUUCCGGUGGGUUUAGCAUUGUGGAGAGGUAUUCGAACAACCUGGGGAUCUUACAGAGAUUCGCUGCCCCGAAAGAUCUAGAACGACAUAGAGACGCCUUGCACAAGAAAAGGGAAAAUCCGAAGAAGCACACGUGCACCGACUGCGGUGAGGGAUUUACAAGAGAUGAUAAUCUCGUCCGCCACAAGAUUGAGACUUGCAAAUUUCGGGAGGAAAGGAGAUGA
This is a messenger RNA of Colletotrichum lupini, 444 nucleotides long. RefSeq lists its product as uncharacterized. The transcript is spliced from 4 exons. The record is from RefSeq and is a predicted model, not a curated record. The coding region runs from base 1 to 444 and encodes 147 amino acids. NCBI's taxonomy places the organism in Eukaryota, Fungi, Ascomycota, Sordariomycetes, Glomerellales, Glomerellaceae.